Messenger RNA from Entamoeba invadens IP1, 363 nucleotides. RefSeq lists its product as hypothetical. NCBI's taxonomy places the organism in Eukaryota, Evosea, Mastigamoebida, Endamoebidae. The record is from RefSeq and is a predicted model, not a curated record. The transcript has a single exon. The coding region runs from base 1 to 363 and encodes 120 amino acids.
AUGAUACUUGUCCUUUUACUCGUCGCUAGUGGUCUUUCUGCGUGUGUUAAAAAGAGUGAAAAUGAGUGUUACAAAGCCGUUGGGUGUGUGUGGAAUCAAGUUGAAAAUGUGUGUGAAGGACACAAUUUAUUACACAAUGAAAAACAUUUUACAGACUAUGUCUUGCAAUUUUUGAAAGGGGUGGGGUCGAUCAUUGGAAAAGUGUUUUGGCCCGUUUCCUAUUUACUCGAAAAUCCGGUGUACAUUUUUUAUAUCCUUUUAGUCUUUGUAUUUAUCGCGGGCGUUGCUGCGUUGAUAAGUAGUGCUGAAUUAAAGAUGUUUAACCCUGCAACAGCAAAAGUUUUUAACACCAAAAUGGAGUAA